Molecule: messenger RNA, 1167 nt
Organism: Thermothielavioides terrestris NRRL 8126
Lineage: Eukaryota; Fungi; Ascomycota; Sordariomycetes; Sordariales; Chaetomiaceae
Exons: 2
Coding region: 1-1167 (388 amino acids)
Source: RefSeq, a predicted model, not a curated record
AUGGCACACAGCACUGGCGCCCGGCAACAGCAGCAACAACAGCAACAUAGGAACACAACAAUAGCCAUAGCAACCACGUCGGAAAUGCCUGUGCUAGACCAGAUUUUCAAGACCCUCCACCGUCUUGAGACUCAGGUCAAUAGCCAGAGCAAUCGGCUCAACGCAAUUGAGCUGUCGAUCAAGUCCAGGUCCGACGACAUUACGGCGUCCAGCACGGACGAUAGCUCGAGCGAAACUUCGAACUCCGGCUUCAGCAACCAUAGACAGAGUCGGAGCUCCGCGAGCUCUAUGAAUACGCCGUCCCCGCAUUGCCCCCAGUCUCCGGCGGCAUCGUACAGAGCUUCCCUUGCGGAAUUACGGAAUCGAUUCGCGUUCUCUCACAGCUCCUUGGAUAUAGGCUCUCCUCCCGCCAGCCGCCUACACGAGCAUAUUCGGGGAGACGGGACGCGAAGUCCUACAGUCAACAACCGCGAUGAGGGUAGCGACGACGAAUGGGAAGACGAGGUCGUGUACACCGAGUCUACAUACUCCCAGUACCCUUCGCGCCUAGAUCUCUCCAAUCUCGCCGACGCUCCCCCUCUCCUAAACGACAUCCAACUGCAGCGCUACGUCCAUAGCGCUAAGUCGUCCCUCAACCCCCAAGACUUUACUGGGCGGGAGGAUGCGUCCUCACCGCCGGGUCCUAUCGGUAUGCGGCAGCCAUCAGGUUUCGACGGGCCCCAUCGACCGCAAUCUCGGUCACCUCCGGCGAGUGUUUGCGCUCCAAGCAUAGCCAAAUGCGCCAGUUGCGGACACCAAGCUGGCAGUGAGCAGGAAACCAACUUGCAGUCCGCUGCGCAGGAUACUACCCCCGCUGAAAAACAAAAACCCUUGCAAUGGAGGGUGCUGGCUGCGCAACGUCAUGACCGGGCCGAGAUGGCCCUCUUUGCAUGGGAAUGCUGUAAAGCCUCCUCGCAGUCUUGGUGGUUUGAGUCGGAGGAGUGGCGGGCGAUCCAGAGCGAGACACGGCGGAUCACUGAGGUCCUUGCGCCUACAUCAGCGGCAGCGGCAUCCUCGUCAUUGCGAAAGGCGAGAGAGGCGGUAGGGAAGUUGAAGACCAUGUUGGCCACUCGGCUGAACAAUGCGGGAUUCUUCUGGGCUAGACGCGAAACCGCUGUCGUGCCUUAA